This is a messenger RNA of Owenia fusiformis, 1278 nucleotides long. Lineage: Eukaryota; Metazoa; Annelida; Polychaeta; Sabellida; Oweniidae. The record is from the annotation of a GenBank genome assembly.
AUGAAGGGAAAGAUGGUGUUAUUCUGUAGCAUAGUGGUUGUGGUGGGACUCACCAUAGUGGGUGCCCAGGGACAAUGGCCCAGACCAUAUGCUAGUUACAGGCCAUACAUGAGGUAUGCAUCGUGGCCUAGAGAAUCUCCAAGCAGAUACUUAUUUCGAAAUGCCCUCAUACCUGCCGAGACAUUUGAUGUGUCAUUUUCGAGCCUUCUCAAUGAUGUAAGGAACCUAAUGGAAAUUGAUGAGGAUUUCUUUGAUCCAUGGACAUCAAGAUUUGGUUAUGAUAGGGAUGCGAAAGAACAUGAUGAAAGAGACAGUGACUAUGGAGGGUCCACUGACUCUGGUUGUUCAUGUGGAUGUGACAGCUGUAAUGAAAUGAUUGAUAACAACAUAAACAAUCAAAAACUUAUGAACAUGAAAUACCUUGAAGAGCUCCAGAGAGAUGAAAGAGAUAAGCAUAUGGGGGAACAGAGACUUAGAGAACAGCAAAUGAGGGAACAGAGACUCAAAGAACAGCAAAUGAGAGAACAGAGACUCAAAGAACAGCAAAUGAGGGAACAGAGACUCAAAGAACAGCAAAUGAGGGAACAGAGACUCGGAGAACAGCAAAUAAGGGAACAGAGACUCAAAGAACAGCAAAUGAGGGAACAUAGACUCAAAGAACAGCAAAUGAGAGAACAGCUCGAAGAACAGCAAAUGAGGGAACAGAGACUCAAAGAACAGCAAAUGAGGGAACAGAGACUCCAAGAACAGCAUGCAAUGAGAGAAAUACAAAAACUGAGAGAGCAACACAAACAUAAUCUGCCACUAACUGAGGUAAUCAACCUACAAGUGGAAGGCUAUUUUCCUGAGGAGAUUACAAUUAAGCUUAGAGAUGGUGUUGUAUUUGUAUCAGGUCAUCAUAUUUGUAGUUGUAAUGAAAACUGCAAUGAAAAGAAAUUUGAAAGAAAAUACACUUUGCCUCACUCAUUUGAUCCUAAUUCACUCUCUGCUACCAUCGACAAAAAGGGUGACCUGAUUCUUGAAGGGGUGCGGUAUAGGGGCCCUGUAGAACAGUACGACAGAGAUAUAACUGUACAGGGGAUUGAUAUACCACAAAGAAAUCCUAAUCACCCAUGUGGAAAUCUCAAGAAAAAUGGAGGAAUCAAACUUGCUAAGAUUGAUGCAAGAACUGGUAAAAGAUAUGUACCUGAGGUUUAUGAAUUUGAAAAAGACACAAUACGUUUUUCUUCAAAUGAAUAUGAUGACGAUGAUGUUUCUCUUGAAGUUGUUUAUGAAUAA